UUGUACGAAACAAUUGUGUAGGUGCCAGUCCCGGUGCAGCUGACGGCCCCAGAACACUGAGUCUUCGCGUCGCUCUCCUCUCCACGUUUCUUCCUACACACGAGGUGUCAUUCAAAUAUGGCAAUGAAAGGCAAGUUUUGUUUUGCCAUAGACCGUGGUGGGACCUUCACAGACGUGUAUGGUGUGUGUCCCAGCGGGGAAGUGAGGGUGCUGAAGCUGCUCUCCGUCGACCCCACCAACUACCUCGACUCCCCCACUGAAGGCAUCCGCAGGAUUAUUGAACAGGAAACUGGAAAGAGUAUUCCUCGAGCUUCUCAAAUAGAAACAAACGAUAUAGGUUGGAUACGUAUGGGGACGACUGUAGCUACAAAUGCCCUCUUGGAACGAAAAGGAGAGAGGAUGGCUUUAGCCAUAACAGAGGGCUUUAAAGAUCUUCUUCAUAUUGGUAACCAAGCUCGACCAAAUAUAUUUGAUUUAGAAAUAGUGUGUCCUGACGUUCUUUAUGAGGAAGUGAUUGAAGUGCGUGAACGAGUGGUACCACGGCAAGACACGAGUAAAGGUGAAGCUCUUGAUAAUAACUGGAGUUUGACCAAGGGAUCAACUGGUGAUGAAAUGCUGAUAACAAAAGAGCUGGAUGAGGCUAAGCUCCAAGAAGAUUUAAAAGAAAUUUUACAAAAGGGCAUUAGGUCUCUAGCAGUAGUGUUAAUACAUUCUUACAUGUAUAAGGAUCACGAGGAAAGAGUUGGGGCCAUUGCUAAUGAAUUGGGUUUCAGUCACGUGUCACUCUCCUCUCACGUCAUUCCUAUGGUGAAGGUGGUCCCUCGUGGCUUCACUGCUUGCUCUGAUGCUUACCUUACACCCCACAUCAGAUCUUAUUUGAAGGGAUUUUCUGCUGGUUUCAAGAAUCAUUUAAAAGGAGUCAAUGUUCUUUUCAUGCAAAGUGAUGGAGGACUAACACAGAUGAAUAGGUUCAUUGGGUCUCGAGCUAUUCUCUCGGGACCUGCGGGUGGUGUUGUUGGCUAUGCUAUGACCAGUUAUAAGGAUCUUGGUUGCCAACCUGUCAUUGGAUUUGACAUGGGAGGAACGUCUACUGAUGUGUCUCGUUAUGCUGGUGAAUAUGAGCAUGUAUUUGAAAGCACAACAGCUGGCGUAACUAUUCAGGCUCCACAGUUAGAUGUGAAUACUGUGGCAGCUGGUGGUGGAUCUCGGCUAUUCUUUCGCUCAGGAAUGUUUAUUGUUGGGCCAGAGUCUGCUGGAGCUCAUCCAGGUCCAGUAUGCUACAAAAAGGGUGGUUUAUUAGCUGUUACUGAUGCAAAUCUGGUUUUGGGUCGGCUCUUACCACAAUACUUCCCAAAGAUAUUUGGUCCCAAAGAAAAUGAACCACUUGAUAAAGAAAGUUCAAUGGAAGCUUUCAAAAAAUUGGCCGAUCAGGUGAAUAGCUAUGACUCUGAUAUUAAGAAAAGUCUUGGUAUAGAGGAAAUAGCAAUGGGCUUCAUUCGUGUUGCUAAUGAAGCCAUGUGUCGACCAAUCAGAGCUCUCACACAGGCAAAGGGACAUGACACAUCACAUCACGUGCUAGCUGUAUUUGGCGGAGCUGGUGGCCAGCAUGCGUGUGCUGUGGCACGAGCACUGGGAAUGCAGACUGUAAUGAUCCACAAAUAUGCUGGGAUUCUUUCAGCAUAUGGGAUGGCUCUUGCAGAUGUAGUACAUGAAAUACAAGAACCAUGUUCUAAAACCUAUGAAUCAGCACACUUCCUUUAUCUGGAUUCCCGACUUGAAGCAUUGGAGAAAGAAUGUAUUGACUCCCUGAAGAUGCAGGGAUUUUCUUCCACAAAUAUUGUUUGUGAAGCAUACUUGAAUCUUCGUUAUCAAGGAACAGAUUGCGCACUCAUGUGCACAGCUGUAAAAGAUGGGCUGAUGGGCAAAAAUAAUGCAUGCAGUUAUGGUGAUUUCAAAAAGGCUUUUGUAGAAAGGUACAAGAGAGAAUUUGGUUUCAUCAUUGAUGACAGACAAAUAAUUGUGGAUGAUAUUCGAGUUCGAGGAAUUGGAAAGUCAAUGAUACAAAUAGAUGAAAAAGUAUCACAUGCUGAAGGAGAACCAAAGGUAGAAACUGUAACAGGUGUCUUCUUUGAAGAUGGCUGGUUAGAGACUAAAGUGUACAUGUUGUCAUCUUUGGCAUUUGGACAUACUAUAGUUGGACCAGCCAUUAUCAUGGACAAGUUGUCAACUAUAUUGAUUGAGCCAGACUGUGUAGGUCACAUCACAUCUAAGGGCGAUGUACAAAUAAAAAUUGGAAAUUCCCCCAAAAAAGUAAUUGGAACCGAGCUUGAUGCAAUUCAGCUAUCAAUUUUCUCACAUCGAUUCAUGAGUCUGGCAGAACAAAUGGGGAGGAUUUUGCAAAGAACAUCCAUUUCAACAAACAUCAAAGAACGACUUGACUUCUCGUGUGCAUUGUUUGGUCCUGAUGGUGGAUUGGUGUCCAAUGCUCCUCAUAUUCCAGUUCAUUUAGGAGCUAUGCAAGAAACUGUACAGUAUCAGCUGCGGGUGCUGGGACACAACCUGAAAGAUGGGGAUGUGUUGCUCUCUAAUCAUCCAUCUGCAGGAGGCUCACACUUGCCUGAUCUUACUGUUAUCACUCCAGUUUUUUACAAGAGUGUACGUCAUCCUGUGUUUUAUGUAGCUAGUCGUGGUCACCAUGCUGAUAUUGGAGGCAUCACUCCAGGCUCAAUGCCACCACAUUCUACUUCCAUACAAGAAGAAGGAGCAGUCUUUUUAACAUUCAAACUUGUUGAUCAAGGCAUCUUUCAGGAAGAAAAACUGAUUGAAGCUCUUAUGGCUCCAAGUAAGAUUCCUGGAUCAUCUGGAACUCGUAAUCUGCAGGAUAACCUUUCAGAUCUUCGAGCUCAAGUUGCAGCCAAUCACAGAGGAAUCCAACUUGUAAAUGAGCUAAUUGACUACUAUGGCUUAGAUGUGGUUCAAGCAUAUAUGAGCCAUAUUCAAUCAAGUGCUGAACUAGCUGUUCAAGAGCUUUUAAAGGAAGUUGGGUCUCGUAUCUUUAGGAAAACAGGCAUUGCUUCACUUCAUGCAAUUGAUUACAUGGAUGAUGGCUCGCCUAUUGAACUGACAGUAAACAUCAACAUUGAAAAGGGAACAGCUGUGUUUGAUUUUGAAGGCACUGGACCUGAAGUUUGGGGCAAUUGUAAUGCACCAAAGGCCAUCACUGUUUCAGCUGUAAUUUAUUGCCUUCGUUCCAUGGUUGGUUAUGAUGUACCUCUCAAUCAGGGCUGUCUAAAGCCAGUGACAAUUAAGAUACCUUCAGGAUGCAUAUUAGAUCCAUCACCAGAUGCUGCAGUUGUGGGUGGUAACGUGCAAACAUCGCAGAGAGUAGUUGAUGUAAUUCUUCGUGCCUUUAAUGCUUGUGCGGCAUCCCAGGGCUGUAUGAAUAACAUCACAUUUGGUGAUGAGAGCGUGGGAUACUAUGAGACAGUGGCUGGAGGUGCAGGAGCGGGCCCAUCAUGGCAUGGUCGUAGUGGCAUUCAUGUCCACAUGACAAAUACUAGGAUUACAGAUCCUGAGAUACUGGAAUCACGUUAUCCUGUUAUCCUCAAUAAAUUCACGCUAAAUCCAGAAACGGGUGGAAGAGGAAAAUUCAGAGGUGGUGAUGGUGUAAUUAGAGAGUUGGUAUUUCGACGUCCUUUGACACUAUCCAUUCUCACCGAAAGAAGAGUCUUUAAACCUUAUGGACUUGAAGGUGGUGAAGAUGGACAAAGAGGAAAUAAUCUCCUGGUUCGUAAAUGUGGCCGUGUAAUUCGUUUAGGCUCAAAAACAUCUGUGAAAGUUGAGAAGGGAGAUAUGUUCCGGCUACUAACUCCUGGUGGUGGAGGGUAUGGAACUUGCAAGGAAUCAAACAAAGAAGAUGGUUCAAGUCAUUGAAAACCAAGAAGUGUCUCAAUGAAGUUGAGUUAAUUUGUUUGAAUAAAACAAUUUUUACUACAAAUUUUUUAUUAUUUAACAAUGUGAUAUGUAAUACCUAUUUGUCAGUUUUUUAUCUCGACACCAUUUUUUUCAUUUCACAUGAUCCCUACAAGAUAUCUAUCUUGACUAAGAUCCUGUCAAACAACAGAGGUCCUAUUAUCAAAUAGAAAAAUACAAUAUUAAAGUAAUCCAAUUCAUAGGUCAAAUAUUUGAGUAUUUUAAUUAACUUUGGCUGUGAAUGAUCACUUCAGGCAUUUGACUAAAUUCUAAAGUAUCAAAUUAACAAUGUAGUAAAUUUGCUACUUUCCUGUACAUGGGAAAAGCAACAAUUUCUGGUACAGAAAGUCUUAAAGCCCUCAAUUGUCAGGUAACUACAAUCAGCCUGCCUAUUUCUCUUUACAUUGCUCUUGUCCUUAACUGUUAGUACCCACAAAUGUUUGAUUUUACCCAGCAAACUAAUUUUCUCUUAUUGUGAUGGAUGCUGCUUAACAUUUGCAGAUCCAGAAGAUUAAAAAUUAAAUUAUCAAGUUUAAGUUGCAUUAAAAUCUCAUCUUUUCCAUUAUCAAACAUCCAAGGUUACUAACCUUAUCACCACAAGCCAACCUUAUACAUUAUAUUGGGCUAGAGCAGAUCUGCUUCAGUCUCCAAUUUUAAAUUUAUUCACCUCCACGAGUUUAUUCUCUACCAUUAACACAACGUCUCAGGAAAUUCUUACAGUGUGCAUCCCUAACCUCUUCCACCUACCAGUCUUUAUCCCUUUUCCUCACUUAUCCAACCACUUGGGCUGGAUGGUAGAGCGACGGUCUUGCUUCAUGCAGGUCGACGUUCAAUCCCCGACUGUCAAAGUGGUUGGGCACCAUUCCCCCCCCACCCCCGUUCCAUCCCAAAUCCUUAUCCUGACCCCCUUCCAAGUGCUGUAUAGUCAUAAUGGCUUAGCACUUUCCCCUGAUAGUUACCUGCCUUUCCCACUUCUUGGGGGCUGGAAGAUAGUAAUCUAGGCUAAUAUAUCCAAGCUAACCACAUACUACAACAAUUCUUACUCUUGUGCUCUUUUGGUUUACUUUAAGCUGCCUUCAUUGUUCAAUAUAUAACUGGGUUUAAUGUCUCCACCAGGCAUAUUAUGGGGUCUGAGGUUUGGCAUUUAUUAUUUUCUACCAUUUCUUUAAGCAACAAUGUUAAAAUCUUGUUUGCACUACAUUUGAUAAAUGAAAUAGUAACUACAAGCCAAGAUAUACAUUAAACUUUUUUUUUUUUUACCUUAAAUAAGGACUAAUAAUGUAUCUAAACCCAAGUAAGCAACCACUUGUAUAGUAAGUUUAAAUACUGAACUAAAUAUAAUCAGUUAAGGAACAAACUGCAAUGGGUAGCCAACAUAGCAAACAAUCACCUUGACAAAAGGGGUUCUUCAACUGAAGAUAAAUGAUCAAACUAAAAAUUUGCAAGUACUGUACUAAUUGGGCAGCCAAAUGGUGACAAGACUACAUGUAAAUUUAACUUUAUCAAUAUUAAACACUAAAAUGGUAA
Procambarus clarkii (red swamp crayfish) is the source of this 5499-nucleotide messenger RNA. RefSeq names its product 5-oxoprolinase. Lineage: Eukaryota; Metazoa; Arthropoda; Malacostraca; Decapoda; Cambaridae. Gene Ontology annotation, biological process: glutathione metabolic process. Gene Ontology annotation, cellular component: cytosol. The record is from RefSeq and is a predicted model, not a curated record. Gene Ontology annotation, molecular function: 5-oxoprolinase (ATP-hydrolyzing) activity.